This is a messenger RNA of Juglans microcarpa x Juglans regia, 2124 nucleotides long. Its product is annotated as FHA domain-containing protein At4g14490-like. The coding region runs from base 92 to 1270 and encodes 392 amino acids. Gene Ontology annotation, molecular function: protein binding; mRNA binding. NCBI's taxonomy places the organism in Eukaryota, Viridiplantae, Streptophyta, Magnoliopsida, Fagales, Juglandaceae. The record is from RefSeq and is a predicted model, not a curated record. The transcript has a single exon.
CUCCACAUCGCAACAUUUGAAAUUCACCGACUCGUACUCUCUCAUUCACUCGACUGUUCUCUAUCCCUCUCUUAUAUUCCUCUUUUAAACAAUGGAGCCCCAACCUCUGAAGCUUGUAAUGGUCCAAGGCCCACGCGAGGGCGAAACCCUUGAAUUCCCACUCGGAUCUACCAUCCGAAUCGGCCGCCUCGUCCGCGGCAACAACGUCCCCAUCAAGGACCUCGGCAUCUCCUCCAAGCACCUCUCCAUCGAGUCUUCCGCUUCGGGCUCGGGUAAAUGGAUCCUCCGCGACCUCGACUCUUCCAACGGUACCCUCCUCAACGCCACCAAGGUCCUCCCAUACACCCCCUAUGACCUCCGCGACGCCGACUCCAUCAAGAUCGGUGAAUGCACCUCCUUCUUAGUUAAGAUCGACGGCCACGAUGCAAGCCAACUCAGACGGAACCCCAGGCGCCAAGCCGCCGAAAAAUAUACGGUGGAACCGGUAGCAGAGAAUCGGUCCCGGAGAGGUAAAGCUUCUAAGGUGAGCGAAGCUAAGUGUGAUGAGAAAGGUGAGGAGUUGGAAACUGGGAACCGAAGGAAGGGUCGGCCGAGGAAAGCUAGGGUUUUGGAGAGUGAAGACGCUGCAGAGAAACUUCGUGAGCCGGAAUCGGAGAAUGUGAGACCCGUGGAAGAGAAACCGGCACGGCAAACAAGAACUCGGCGUACUCUGAGUGCAAAAGAAUCUGCGGUCUUGGAACCGAUUCUCGAGAAGAUUCCGGAGAACUCGGGUGUAGAGUGUGGAGAAGUGGAGGUUAAGGGUAGAAAGACACGAGCCGGGGCGAGAAGAAGGAAGAAUCUAUGCCAAGAGUCAUUGGAUUGCGCUCGAGUUGAUGCUGCAGAGAACAAUGAGAAUGUGGAGGAGCCGGCGCAUUUGGGAGAAAAUAUUAGAACAGAUGUUGAUAAAGGUGCUACGACCGGAGUUGAUGCUUUGGAGAAUGUGGAGGAGACGAAUUUGGAAGAAAAUGAUAUAAUAAAUAAUGGUAAAGGCACUGCGACUGGAUUUAAUGAUGAGGUAGAAAGAGGGUCUGGUUCUGGUGUCAAAGAGGAAGGGCUGGAUUUGGAGAGGAUGACGCUUGAGGACUGGUUCAAUUAUUUGGAGGUCCAUUUACCAAAGCAGAUAAUUCAUGAGACUGAGGAAAUGAUUGAGGGUAUGGGACAGAAAGCCGAACGAGUUCGUGAGUAUAUUCUGGAGCAGAGGAAUGAGAGGGGUAAAGUGCCCGUGGGAUAGAGGAUCGAGCGGUUCGGUUAAAGAGGUAAUGUUGCUCAAAUGGCUUCAUUUUUUAAAUGUGUGAUGUGGACUACUUGUGAAGUACCUGUAAAAAUCUUUUGAUUCUCAAUGAGCUAUGCAGUUCACAAUGAAUAUUUUCGAUCCUGUAAUAUAUUUAGUUGGUAAUCUUUCUUGAGUCAUUGGUGUAGUUAGAGCCUUAUAGGAGAGAGCGAAGUCUACUGUGAAAGAUGAUUAGGCGUCUCGAAGUUCUUCCCAAGAUAGGAACUCUGGCACCUGAUCAAUACUGUUUUAGACAAUUUUUGGAUCAGUGAGGUGGCUGCUUAGGGUGAGGUCAAGGUCCCUCAGGCCCCAUGACUGGUGUUUCAACAGCAUUCUCCGGACAAGUACACUUUAAAACCCCAUUGUGUUUAAAAUCCCAUUGCUGCUGUAAGGUUGGUUUGGGAUAUAAUCAAUGUAAUCAUGAACACAGUGCUGGAUAUUCUACACACAACUCACAAGAGCAGCUUAAUGGAAGUGAUGCAGAGGUAGGAGGAAGAAUGAAAUAACGGAACAAAAUGGCAGAGAGGAAUUAGACGAUUCUAUAUAUCUUGAAACGUACAAAUGCUCUGUUACUUGUUGAUGCUGUAAAAAUUGCACAAUAGGUCGGAAGGGGAUAAAAAAGCAUUCCCAACCCACUGGGAUGACUUGACCUCGAGCGGUAUUGUUUGGAGCCCUUAACAGUAUUUUGGUGUGGCUGUACGGUGAUAAUGCGUUCAUCCAUUACAGAUAAGUGUAGAGAAAAUAAAGAUAAAUACAAAUAUUUACGUAAUUUAGCAUAAUUUCUAUAUCCGGUAUUUGGAAAAAAGAAAUCUAUU